Cynocephalus volans (Philippine flying lemur) is the source of this 1944-nucleotide messenger RNA. RefSeq names its product BCL2 interacting protein 5 (gene BNIP5). The record is from RefSeq and is a predicted model, not a curated record. Bases 1 to 1944 code for a protein of 647 amino acids. NCBI's taxonomy places the organism in Eukaryota, Metazoa, Chordata, Mammalia, Dermoptera, Cynocephalidae. The transcript has 12 exons.
AUGGAGAAUCAGCAGGGCCUGAGGAAGCCUCUGGCAGAGAGGAGAGCUGAGUCUCUGGACAAGUCGCAGAUCCCCAGGAGCGACUCGGAGUCGUGCAACUGCCGGUGCCUCUCCCUGACCACUGGCUCCUCCAGGAGGUCACUUCGCCAAACGGCCAGCGAUAGGGCCAGAUGCACUGAGAGCCCAGCUCAGUCUGCAGAGGAUCAGGUCACCCAGGAGGCAACCCUCGCUCUAGGGGAGGCAAGGGAGUUUCUCCCCAGUGAGCAGAGGCCCCCACAAGACAUCAAGAAGGACAAGGCCCAGAGAUGGGCCCAGCAGGGGUGGCUGAAGACCUUGCUGAACUUCUUCCUGAGGACAGGCCCUGAGGAGCCCAAAGAGAAGGGCAGCAGAAGGCCAAAGGGGAGGGAGGGCCUCCCCCAGCCCACAGAGCCCCCCGAGGCACCAGGGGAGCCAGCCCUCGGGAAGAAAGCCCACGACAAGAAGGCCUGCUGCAACAAACAUGGUCACAAGAAGCAUGUUGCCAAGGAAACCAAGGGGGCUGGAGGCCAAGUGACGGCUGCUGCCUUGUGCUUGGCGGAGGAUGACCCAGGCCCGGCUCACAGGGGUGGAGAACGUUCUGAUUAUCAGGCUUUUCUCAUUGAAGGGGAUGGUGCUGGAGUGUCAGACGUUUCUCCCCAAGCCACAGGCCACCAGCAAGAAGAGGAACUCAAAAAGCCUGAUGAGGAUGCUAUCAUCCAGAUGAUAGUGGAAUUGCUCAAAAAAGAGGGAGACGAGUGGGAAGAAAAGCAACUUCAAGCCCUUCAGACAGAGGGGGCUCCCCAAAAUCCAGCACCAGCCUCCAGGAAGAAAUCCCAAGAGAAAAAGUCCAGCCUCAAGAGAGCCUUUUCUCUUAAGAAACAUGGCUCUGAAGAGUCCAAGAGAGUGGGGGCUGCAGAUGUCUCCAGCCCAGAGACCCGGCUGCCCAGGAGGCCCAAUUUUCUGCCCCUGUGUGUUGGUGGCCAUCGGCCCUCCAUCUCCAACAGCCUUGACUUGGAAGAAGCCGAAGGCCAAGAGACCUUGUCUAUAGAUGGUGGGAGUCCAAGUCCCUCUGAGCUUCCCACCCAGGCAGGCAGCCGGGGACCUGAAGAAGAGCUGCAGCCAGACAUAGUCUCAGAAUCCAAAGAAUUCAUCCAGAAGAUUAUUGCCCUACUCCGAGAUCCGGAGGAGCAGUGGGGAGAGAAGCAACCUCAAGUCCAGGAGGAGGAGGUGGCUGUAGAAAAGCAAUCCUCACCCUGCAGAAGGAAGAACCAACAGAAAAAGUCCAGCCUCAAGAGAGCCUUUUCUCGUAAGAAAUAUGGCUCCAAAGAGCCCAAGACGGUGGGUGCUGCAGGUGUUGCCAGUCCAGACACCCCACCGUCUAGGAGGCCCACCUUUCUGCCCCUGUGUGUUGGUGGCCAUCAGGCUUUCAUCUCCUGCAAUCCAGACGGUCUCAAGUUCCAGGAGCCCUCGCCUGCAGAAGCGAGACCAGUUGGGUUCUCAGAAGCACCUUCCUGGGCCAGGAGCCGCAAGCCAGAAGGGGGACCUCAGCCAGAUGGAGCAUGUGAAUCUAAGGAGCUCCUCAUCCAGAGGCUGGUGGCGCUUCUCCAGGAAGUGGACGGCCAGCUGGGGACACAGAUCAGGCGACACCCCAGCUAUAAGAGGUUUUUUUACACGUUCUCAGACUCCUCCCUCAAAAAGCUGACCGCCAUCCUGCGCAGCCAGGAGGCCCAUUCCCCUGCACUGGGCAGGAACCUCGUCAAGAGACCCUACGAGUUUGACUUCAUGUUGGCUAACAAAUUUGCUGGCAGCGAUAGCCUCGCCAUCUGCACCCUCAUGGGCCUAAGAGACCACUACAGUUACACUCAGUUCUCAUGCAGGGAGCCCCAGCCGAACAUUACAAGUCCUGAGAGUCAGAGUCCAGAUUGA